AUGUCAGAUGAGAUGGAAAUCGAAAGAGCUUCUGCUUCUGACGUAUCAAACUGGACAAAGAUGGAGAUUCUUUUGCAAGCCAAGGAAUCAAAUGCUUCUACACUUCAGUUGACGACCACAAAUAAGGGAGUGAUAUGGUUUGAUCAAGUCUCAGCUAUGCCUCUGGACACGUACAAGGGACAUGGUUUCAGAACUGAGCUUGUUAAAAUGCUUGAAGAUCUUAAACCUCAAUUCCUCAGAUUCCCGGGUGGCUGUUAUGUUGAAGGUGCAUCGUUAAGAAAUGCAUUUCGCUGGAAAGAAACUGUUGGACCAUGGGAAGAGAGACCUAGCCACUUUAAUGACGUGUGGAGGUAUUGGACUGAUGAUGGUCUUGGUUACUUUGAGUUCCUUCAGCUCGCAGAAGACCUGAAAAGUCGACCAAUAUGGGUGUUUAACAUUGGAAUCAGCCUCAAGGAUCAAGUUGAUACUUCUGCUCUCUCGCCUUUCGUACAGGAAGCACUUGACGGCAUAGAGUUUGCUAGAGGGAAUCCCAAUUCUACAUGGGGAUCCUUGCGAGCUCAAAUGGGACACCCUGAGCCUUUUGACCUACGAUAUGUUGCUAUCGGGAAUGAAAACUGUCACAAGAAGAAUUACCUAGGGAAUUACCUCAAGUUUCAUAGCGCUAUAAAAAGUGCCUAUCCAGACAUUAAAAUGAUUUCCAACUGCGAUGGCUCUUCUCAACCAUUAGAUCACCCAGCUGAUUUCUACAAUUGUCACAUCUAUAGAUCUGCCGACAGUCUAUUUUCUAUGGCUCAUAAGUUUGAUAAUACGUCCCGCGCUGGUCCAAAGGCUUUUGUAAGCGAAUAUGCUGUGACUGGGAAAGAUGCGGGCGCAGGAAGUCUGUUAGCAGGCUUGGCUGAAGCCGGCUUCCUUAUUGGGCUAGAAAAGAACAGUGAUGUCGUUGAGUUGGUAUGCUAUGCACCGCUCUUCGCCAAUUCAAACUAUAGGAGGUGGAAGCCAGAUGCAAUUGUUUUCGAUUCAUCACAAAUCUAUGGAACUCCAAGUUACUGGGUACAAUGGUUUUUCGCUGAGUCGAGUGGAGCAACUCUUCUUGAUACUACAAUUCGAGUGAAUUCCUCCAGCUCACUUCUCGCCUCGGCGAUCACAUGGACGAAUUCAGAGGAUAAAAAAAGCUACAUAAAGAUCAAGAUUGUGAACUUCGGUAGCAGUUCGGUUAAUCUAACAAUUUCCAUUAGCGGCCUGGAUCAAAAUUCGAUACAAAAGUCUGCAUCCUCAAAGAUGGUUUUAACAUCUGCUAACGUGAUGGAUGAGAACUCCUUUUCUGAGCCGAACAAGGUGGUGCCGAUCCAAAGUAUACUCGAAAACGCAGGCAAAGAGAUGGAUGUCGUUAUCUUGCCCUACUCGUUUACUUCCUUUGAUUUGUUAAAAGAAUCGACCAGCAUCUGUAUUGUGAGAUUUCGUGGGACCACUACCAGCUCUUUUAAAAGCUAUGGUCCCACAAAAUCUCACAUGAAUCAAGGGAGAUGAUAUUCUUCUAGAUCUUCUAUCUAAUUUAUGUAACUGAUAAGUGUAAAUUAUAUGGAAUAAUCUCA
Molecule: messenger RNA, 1592 nt
Organism: Syzygium oleosum
Lineage: Eukaryota; Viridiplantae; Streptophyta; Magnoliopsida; Myrtales; Myrtaceae
Product: alpha-L-arabinofuranosidase 1-like
Exons: 14
Coding region: 1-1527 (508 amino acids)
Biological process (GO): L-arabinose metabolic process
Molecular function (GO): alpha-L-arabinofuranosidase activity
Source: RefSeq, a predicted model, not a curated record